AUGAGCCCAACACUCUGGCUUGUAUUCCCUGAGCACCCACUCGCCACGCCUUCUGCUAACCCUGUCAACCAUUGCCACGUAAAUUUGCUUUUGUACGGGUGCCUGCGCGCAUGCAUAGGACAACUCUUGCUCAUGCCAAACGCAGCGCACGUGAAUGGCAAGGCAGGCGUGGGUGCAGCGAUGAGCAUCAUUCAGUGGGUGAUCUGCUCAACAGAUGAGAGCGUACCAGAUAUGGUGCGCGCCAUAACGAGAGGCAGAUUGGCGCAUGCAGCGGUGGAGAGCGUGGCGGGCGACCUCACGGGCGCAGUGCUCUCCUCCGUGCGUCCGGGCGGCACCGUGCUGCUCUUUGGGGGCGCAUCCGGGGCCACCUUCUCCGCCUCCAUUGGGGACUUCAUUUUCAGGGGUGUGACGCUCAAGGGCUUCUGGGUGGGCCCUUGCUUAAAGGCGCUGAGCCACGAGCAGCGGCAGGUGGUGGUGAGGGAGGCGUUUGAUCUCAUCGCCAAUGGCACCGUCACCCCGUUUACUGGCGAUAAAAUGGACCUCUCAGAGUUUGCCGCUGCUCUCAAGAACCAGAUGGUGGAGAACCGCCAAGGGAAGAUUCUCCUCUCUGGGUAG
This is a messenger RNA of Closterium sp. NIES-65, 615 nucleotides long. The record is from the annotation of a GenBank genome assembly. NCBI's taxonomy places the organism in Eukaryota, Viridiplantae, Streptophyta, Zygnematophyceae, Desmidiales, Closteriaceae.